GCGCGGCGGGUAAGGGCCGUGCGACUGAGCGAAGGGCGCCCUUUGGGACCCCGGGGGACUGCGCUCGGUUCCAAAUGACGCAGCCAAGCACCGGGAUAAGGAGCCCGAUUCUGAAAGGCGCCCCUCGGCUGCGCCCGGGCUCUGCCUCCUUCCCCGCGCGGACGGACUCUGAGCGCGCAUUGCUGUUUGUUUCACUUCCAGUGCUGCUCUGGCGAGAACGCCUGAGGUCGGUUUCCCUUGGCGGCGGGGGCUACGUGGGGUCAGACCCCGGAGACCAGGCGUCCCUGCUGCGUAGGUUCAGGGACGACAUAGCCAGCGUGCCGAGCGCACCCCAGAUUGUCCCCGCAUUGUGCUCAGGUUAAAUGGGAUCGCGUCGUUGAAAGAACACGUUGAGGAAAAAGCUUGUAUCCCAUGAAAGCGUCAACUUUAAAUUGCAACCUGACCUGUGAAAUGAGGCGUGUUCUCUGCAGCCCAGAGGCCGUAGGUAGAACCGGGGACCCUCUUAGGAUUGCUUGGCCUUUGUGUCUUCUCCUUGGCCCCCUCCAAGUGCCAGCUCCUUUUUACAGGACUGAAGACACUCGUCCAGGUUUCAGUCCGCUGUAUGCUUUCACUUCGUCCCCUGGAAACAACUCAGAAUUUUUCCAGGAUUGCAGUAUUUUUUUUAAAGGAAAAACAGAAAGGCUGUAUAGAAAAAUUCCUAUCUGAUGGGAGUUAAUUCCAGGACUCUUCAGUGGAAUUUUCUUUUUUUUAUAAUUAGAAAUUCAAAUCUGUUCUGUGUAAAAGCUGCUUCCUUAACAAAGCAGCCUGGAAGGAUCUGCACCCUCACUGUCAGCUUAGCUCAGGCAGGUGACGGACUUGUUAACCGUCCCUGGACUCAAGAAUCCGGAAGUGCAGUGUCCUGAGAUGCCUGCCAGGACUCCGGUGGGUGGGUCGGGGGUCGGUCGUCUUCCCGAAUUGCAGAUUGCAAAAACGAGGUGGCAAGAUCGGAAAAUCCAGAGCCUGCCUUUGCAGACCGGCCUCUGCCUCCGGAGCUGCGGCGGCACAGAGGGCAGGGGUGGGCUCUCAGGGCGGCCUGCUCUCCCGUGGCGCCCGCCGCGCUCGGCAAGCCGGUGGUCCCCGUGACCCGGAGCUCGGCGCGCAGCGGCCACGGACGUGCAGGACAGUGUGCUGGAGUGUGGACCUGCUCCUCACUGUCGGAGGGCAGCUGAUGGUUAAGUAACACACAGAUCAGCCUUGUGAGUCGUCAGCCUCCAGUUUCCAGUGCCCUUUGGAAGAGAUCAAACAGGGCUGGGGUUUUUGUUUAAUUUUUUUUUUUAACGUGGCCGCCAGAAGGAACACGCGGACUUUGUCUUCAGACGGUGCUUGGCAUGGAUUGCGUGAUCAAAAGAGAAGAGGAAUUGCUUUUGUGUGACAUCAGCUCGGGGCUUAACGCUUUCACAUCUUUCUCGCAGGGAAAAAGGUAGGAGUAUUACCCCUGCCGUGAUCAGAAGCCUGUUGUGCGCAGCGCAGUUGCAGGGAGACCUCACAGCUGGGGGCCAGGCCCACCCGGCGUGGACCCCGCGUCACCGUGCAGGCAUGAAUGCAGGAAGGACGUUUAUCUGACCCUCAGCGGUCUUGUCCAGCAGGGGUUCCCCAGGAAGCAUUGCUCGGGAUUUGAACUGCCAUUAGGAACCCGGCAGGUUUGGCACGUUAACGCUUGCCAAAAUGGCUGUACCUUUUUAAUUGCGGCAUCUAAAGUCUCCAAAGAGCGCGUGGUAGGUGCCCCGUGGUACUUGGGGAGCAAAUAAAGGAACAACUUCUGUUGCUCUAACAGAAGAGAACAUUUACCGUCCCCUCGUCUGCGUCUCUGAUGCCCUGUGACCUCCGGUACUCCGCGGCCAGGCCCGUGCUCAUCUGUUCAUAUGUUCAGGGAGAUUCCUCGUUCCCUGAGAAGUGGCUGCUGUCCCCAUCUCCGCAGGGGUUAGGUGCCCCGCAGCACCCACAGGGACGGAGAUGCCCCAGGGGAGGCUGGGAGCUCCAGCUGCCGCCAGGAGGCGCUCCGGAGUCCGUGGGAGAGGUGCCCUCGGGUGGAAGCUGAAGAAAGGGUUCUGAGGACCCUGCAGUGAAAUCUUUUCCGGAAGAAUUUCCCAGUAGUUGACUUGGCUGGUCGUGACUUGUCCUAACAGAGGCAGCGUGCGAUGAUCCCUUUUCACUGGCGGUUCUGGCAUUAAAUAUACCGCAGGAGCGCGCUGACUCUGCAGCUGUAAACAUGAUGUCUGGGAUGUUCCCUGGACCCGCCAAGCCUGCUUCAUGCACUCACAGGGAAAUGAACUUGCUCAAGGUCGCCGGUGAGGGCAGGGCAUCCACAGGACCGUGCGUGGCUUCCGUCUCUUAUCCGUGAGGCUGAUGUGUGUGUGACCCUGGAGCCUUUGCUGUUGAUCGACGGACCUCUUUUCAAGCUGGGUAGUGACGCGUCCCUGCCCACAGGGUGCGUGUGCUAGCCACGGAAUUCCUGUGUGAAAUCUUUCCUUGGCGCAGGCUCAGCUUUCAAGGAGAGAAUAAAGGGGUUCUAGAGGCCAUCGCUUGUCCUGAACUUGAGGGCCGGUCUCAGUUUUUACCCUUUGAAUCUGCCUUAAAGGUUUGAGGAGACAACAGUGCUGAGUUGCGGAUGGCAGGCAGGGGAAAUAAGGGGGAAGGAGGCCUUUCUCCCGUGGCUCACAAAGCAAGCAUUUCAAAGGAAGGGAUGAACCGAAUAUUCGUUUUUAAUGGCGUUCCCUGGAUGCAGUUGUCAGACUUUCUCAUGGUCACAGAAAGCCUUGGCGGGAGGCUUGUCAAGAUGCAGGUGCCCGGGUGUGGCCGAGAGUCUCAGGUGAGGGGGAUGGGGGGGAUCCCAGGAACCUGCACUGAUGCCCAGGUGAUCCCCGCGCCCGGGAACCGUGGCUGUGCUGUCCUCACCCCAGGCCCCCUUACACAGCUUUGGGGGACUCUGACACCAUACUCCGCCCUGAUGGUGAGCCCGAAUGCUGGGGACAGGGCUGGGGAGGACGUGACCCCAGCGAGUUGCGGGCUGCUCCGAAGAGAAUCCACGUGACUGCCACGGUCACGUUCACCCAGCGAGUUUGGAACGAUGUUUUCCCUGCGGAAAUACACGGGUGGAGAUACUCUGCGGCCGGCUUGCCAUGGAUUAUGCUUUAUCCUGGUCUCAGAAGGGACUUUUGACUCUUGGCACAAAGUUAGAUGCCAAGCCCGUCUAAGACGCCAGGACGUCGGCCUAAAACCCCACCUGGAGCAGCCGGACGAGUGCAGACCCUGCGGCGAGGCGGCCGACAGUGACAGCAGGCCCAGCUCAGGCUUCUACGAGCUGAGUGAUGGUGGUUCCUGCUCCCUGUCGGCCUCCCGCACGUCCGUGAGCAGUGACCGCGUGUACUCCUUGGGCACUUUGCUGCCAGCUGACCCCACGGCCAGGCCCCGGUCAGCCGACGACACCACCGUGCAUGGAGCCCCCCUGCCCACCUGUAGACCGCAGGCCACCGAGGAGGGCGAGUGCCGGCCCAGGCCGGUGUCUACAGGUGAUCUCGAAAGAGUCCUGCCGUCUGCGGUGGUGCCCCAGAAAGCCAGCACAGACCCCACAUCCGCGACCCUCCUCUGCCACGGGAUGGGGCUGCCAGCCCACGGGCCGGACCCCAAGUACCGGCGUGACCUGGUGUCCACGGGGGGCAGGGAGGUGUACCCGUACCCCAGCCCCCUGCACGCCGUAGCUCUGCAGAGCCCGCUCUUCGCUCUGCCCAGGGACGCCCUGCACGCCGACUCCCAGCCGCCCCCUAGGAAGGCCCCUCCCGGCCCCACAGGCCCGUCGAUCCCGACAAGACCUGUCCUUGAGGCCGGCCCCGCUGCAGCCUAUAUAGACAGGCUACUGAGGCUGCGGGCCCGAGGGACCCCCGCGAGGAGCAGUGUGGGUGAGCAGGGGCCCCCAUCCCCGCAGGCACUUGGUGGCCAGAGAGCAGACGGUCCAGACGGCCUAGAGAAGCUGGUGUGCACCCCCGGGAGAGCAGGAGCGGGCAGGCUGGCCCAGAGAGGGGACGCCAGCAGGGACCGCCUCGAGCAGCAGGGUGUGGGCACCCCACGCCCCAGCAGCCUUCCAAAGGGGGGACCCAAGCCCUCCAGUGGCUGCGUCCGUGGGGACACCGUGCUGGGCUCCCCUCCGCCGAGGUGUGGGCGUGCCCAGGUGGCCGCCAGCGGUCAGGAGAGGACAGUCCUGUCACCUGCCAGGAAGGCAGGAGGAGAGAGCCCCGCUCUGGCCCCCGAGGGGUGUGGCCGCCCCCCAUUUGCUGUCAGCGGAGCUGCUCUCCUGGGGUUAAAAGCGGGCGCCCCCAGGACAAAGGCUGUGAAGAUCAGGAGAGGGGCCAGUGACAAGGUCCUGAGGUUUGGGGGGCAACCGCCAGCGGGAGGUGCCCUCGCCACUCCCCAGCUGCCUCCCGAGUGGGGGGCCGGUCUCAGGAGGAGGCCCACGCCGGCCGGGGUGGCGCCCAGCCGGUCCUGCUCUGAGCCCAGACUCUACCCCGUGCCCUUCCUGGUGCCCCUGCUGGUGGCCCGACGGGAGGCCCGCGGGGGCCCCGCGCUGGCCUUGUUCCCCUCAGAAGCAGCUGCUGUGGCGGCCGGGGGGGAGGCACAGAAACAGCGCCGGUGGCUGUCCUCCGUGGAGGUCUCGGGCGGCCUGGGGCCCCACAGGCCGGCAGUGAGCAGAGGGGGUGGGCAGCGGCCCGUGUGCGUCCGGGCCAGGCCCAGGCUGCCCCCCCGUGCCUCCCGCGCCGGGAGCGAGUCAGAGGGCUCCGAGCACUCUGCCGAGGGUGCCUCCCUGCCUCCGUCCGCUGCCACCGAGACCAGCGAGGACGACAGGGCCAGCGACCACACUGCCAGCUGCUUUGGGGACAAGGAGUCCAGCAGCAGUGACUCAGAAGGCGGGGCCUGGCCUGGGGCGCGUCCCCCACAGCUCCCGCGGGCCCCAGCCGCCCGCAGGCCGCCCCUGCCCCCCGUGCCCAAAGUGUGCCGGAUCAAGGCCUCCAAGGCCCUGAAGAGAAAGAUCCGGAGGUUCCAGCCGGCGGCACUGAGGGUCAUGACCAUGGUGUGAGGCCCACAGGAGACGGCCUGGGGCGUCCCCGCCCGCGCCAGGGAAGCCGUCCUGAGGAACCGCGAUGACAGCACGCGACCAGCCCCAACAGGUGGACGGCCGACCAGAACUUGGGAAAAACCAUAAGAAAACUAGCCAAAGCGUCUGUGGGUUUGUGGACAUUCAUGUAACAGGCAGCUAGUUUCAGGAUGUGGUUUAGAGAUAAACAUUUUAAAAAGCAA
Leopardus geoffroyi (Geoffroy's cat) is the source of this 5328-nucleotide messenger RNA. RefSeq names its product dishevelled binding antagonist of beta catenin 2 (gene DACT2). The coding region runs from base 3107 to 5107 and encodes 666 amino acids. The record is from RefSeq and is a predicted model, not a curated record. The transcript is spliced from 4 exons. Gene Ontology annotation, cellular component: cytoplasm. NCBI's taxonomy places the organism in Eukaryota, Metazoa, Chordata, Mammalia, Carnivora, Felidae. Gene Ontology annotation, biological process: negative regulation of nodal signaling pathway.